GACUUUAUCCCGCCUCUGUUUCCCUGCCCGGGGGAGCAAUGACAUCACGCGGCCUUCUCCAGGCACCGACACAAAGAGCAGGGCGGAGAGGCCGCUGCAGGGGGAGCCGGCGGCCGCCGCUGCCGCCCAGGGCCCUGGGGCCCCGCCGGCCAGGCCCGCCGUCCGCGGCCGGCGUCUUUCCUCCUCCGCCUCUGCGGCCCCCUCCUCAGUCGCUGCCGCCGGCGCCCUCCGCGCGCCUCUGAGCCCGCGCCGGGCCGCGCCGGCCCCUUCCCAUGCGGGCGGCGCGGGCCCUGGGAGGGGCGCCCGGAGCCAGCCGCGCAGCAUGCACUGGGGGGUUGGCUUUGCCUCGUCCAGGCCGUGCGUGGUGGAUCUGAGCUGGAACCAGAGCGUCUCCUUCUUCGGCUGGUGGGCCGGGUCCGAGGAGCCCUUCUCCUUUUAUGGGGACAUCAUCGCUUUCCCUUUGCAGGAUUACGGUGGGAUCAUGGCAGGGCUGGGCUCCGAUCCCUGGUGGAAGAAAACCCUUUACUUGACUGGGGGAGCUUUGCUGGCCGCAGCUGCGUAUCUGCUCCACGAACUCCUGGUCAUUAGGAAACAGCAAGAGAUUGACUCUAAAGAUGCUAUUAUUUUGCAUCAGUUUGCAAGACCUAACAAUGGUGUUCCCAGUUUAUCUCCUUUCUGUUUAAAAAUGGAAACUUAUUUAAGGAUGGCUGACUUACCGUAUCAGAACUAUUUUGGUGGAAAGCUUUCUGCUCAAGGGAAAAUGCCUUGGAUUGAAUAUAAUCAUGAAAAAGUUUCUGGCACAGAAUUCAUAAUUGACUUUCUGGAAGAGAAACUUGGAGUGAAUUUAAACAAAAACCUUGGCCCUCAUGAAAGAGCCAUCUCCAGAGCGGUGACCAAGAUGGUGGAGGAGCACUUCUACUGGACGUUAGCUUAUUGCCAGUGGGUGGACAAUCUCAAUGAGACCCGGAAGAUGCUCUCUCUUAGUGGUGGUGGUCCCUUCAGCAACCUGCUGAGGUGGGUCGUGUGCCACAUAACGAAAGGAAUUGUGAAACGCGAGAUGCACGGCCACGGCAUUGGCCGCUUCUCCGAGGAAGAGAUUUACAUGCUGAUGGAGAAGGACAUGCGGUCUUUAGCAGGGCUUUUGGGUGAUAAGAAGUACAUCAUGGGGCCCAAGCUUUCCACUCUCGACGCCACUGUCUUUGGACACUUGGCCCAGGCAAUGUGGACCUUACCAGGGACAAGACCCGAGCGGCUGAUCAAAGGUGAGCUGAUCAACCUUGCCAUGUACUGUGAGAGGAUAAGGAGGAAAUUCUGGCCAGAGUGGCACCAUGAUGAUGACAAUACCAUCUAUGAGUCUGAGGAGAGCAGUGAAGGCAGCAAAACCCACACCCCGCUGCUGGAUUUUAGCUUUUACUCAAGGACAGAGACCUUUGAAGAUGAGGGAGCAGAAAACAGUUUUUCCAGAACCCCAGACACGGAUUUUACGGGACACUCACUCUUUGAUUCGGAUGUGGACAUGGAUGACUAUACGGACCACGAACAGUGCAAGUGAUGUCCAGCUUCGCGGACCCUCUUCCUUGGGAUCUGCCAUUCCCUGGGUUGGUCCAUUUUCCCAGGUAGCAUUCCAUCCGAGCUGGGAGGAGAUCUUCGUGCUUGGCACAGUUUUCACAUGCUAAGUGGACUAUAGCAGCCUUAUUUCUUUUUUGUACAAACAAAACACAGAACCAUUCAGAUGACUUCAUUUAAAACAAACAGGCAAAAAAAAAAAUAAUAAUGUCAGCAUGGUUCCUGAAAUCCAUUUUUGUUUUCAUUAGAAAACUAUUAAUAAUAUUGUGUGGUAGAGCAGGUAUAAGAGCGAGUUGCCAGCUGAUAGUGUUUAUGAUGAUCCUCUUCAUCCUGAGGUCUUAGUUGUGAGAUGGAUUCUUGAACCUCCUUCAUCCAUCAGGAUUUGAAGUAAUGAGAGAUAUCAUCAGAAAAAAUGUAGGAGAUAAAUGUUUUCUGGUGGCUGCUUGUACUUUAUGUGUGCAUAUUGUAUGUCGAGAUGUAAGUCAAAUAAAAUCCACAGAUAUUCAACAAACACCUACUAUGUGCAAAGCACUGUGCUAGGUGCUAAUCAGUAUGUGUUUUAUUCUGAGCCCUGCCAGUGACUAGCUGUGUGAUUUUGAGCAAAUCUCUUAUUAACUAAUGUGUGCCUCAUUUCUCCCACCUGCAAAGUGGGGAUGACAAUACUCUCCACCUACCUACCUCACAGGGGUGUUGUGGGGAUUCAUGUGAUAACAUUCGUUCGGCGCUUUAAACCUCUUGGACGUGGUGCAACAUAAACACAGCAUUUUAUUCUUUAUUGCACUUGACGCAUGUGAAGAUUUGAGGGCAAAGGAAUUUCAUAUCCAGGCAACCACCACCACAGUCACUUGCAAAAGCUGAGCAGAUGAAAUGCACACAAAGGUACACUUAGCACUUUGUCAUCAUUCCUUUCUGUGAUCUUGGUUGAAUCAAAAUCUUUUGUUCAAAGAACAUUGGAAGUGUUUUUACAAAUUAUCGACAGCUACAAACAGUUUUCAAUUCUACUGUGUAUUUGCAGAAAAGUGGUUCUUUCAUUGCCUGAACUCAUGCAUGUUCUGUGUUGACGCCGGAGUGUUAAGUUGCCUAUGUUUCAUUUAUUUGAGGAGAAUAAAUCUCAGGAAUAUGGUGGGUUUCACAGAGGUGAAGGGGCAAGUAUUUGAUUGAUUUUUGUAAGCAGAGGCUUGCCAACUUGUAAUGUCUUUUUGAAAACAAACCUUGCAGAGAUGUAUUGAAAAGAUGAAGUAGCAAGAUGAUACUUGUAUCAAAGCACUCUGUUCAGUGAUAGACUAUAUGUGGUUUUAUUAAUGCAGCUUAUCUGGUAUUUUUGGCCACUGCCCAGUGAGAGGAGAGCAAUCCUGAGAACAACUCUUAAUGUUUUUCCUGUGUCUUCCCCGUUCUCUCUCUCUUUCUCUAUAGUAUUCUAUGAACUGUUGGCUUACCCAUGUUUGUGAAGGCACCAUAUUUCCAAAGUUUUUUUUUUUUUUUUUUUGACUUAGGACAUUUUCCAGGGAAAUAUGGGGCAAAGAUCCUGGAUGACGGUUGUGGAUUUGGGCUAGGAGAGCCAGUGUUAAGAAUUUACAAUUGCAAAUGAAACUGCUUUCUUCUGACCAACAUAAGGAUUGUUCACUAUAGGGUUAAAGAGGCACUUCUUAAAGGCAACUUCUGAGAAAUCCAUGUACUUUACUUGAAAAAAAGAAAAACACCUCUUUUUGAAUAUAGCAUUUGCAAAAUCAUUUUAAAAGACUGCUGUAGAUUCACAAAGAGGUAAAGGGAGAAGAGAUUUUGAGGCUGUUUACUUACCUCUUAAGCAAUUGUGUAGGGCAUAUGUACGUGGGAAUACAUGCUGAGAUACCCCAAGUUAGAAAUUCUUAUUCCACGGGAAACUUAGUUGUUAAAAUCUUAUUAUAAGGGUUUUAUUAAAACCCUGCUUAUUUAGAGGAACUGUUUGAUGCCUAAUAAGAAUGUGGUGGAGAAGAUAUGAGUGGAUAAGCCUGUUUUGAGGCUGCAGCAUCGUUUGGGAGGACUGUUUGCCUCCCCUGUCUCUAGCAAGUGUGUUUUAAGGCCAACUUGUGGCACUUCUGUGUGAUUAGGGAGACUUCUGGACUAAAAAUAUGAAUAUCAUGAAGAGGUGGACUGUAGACCUGUCUCCACAAAGCAUGGGUUGUCUUUUUCCCACUACAUUGCAGCUGAAAAGAAAUGUAUUUGAAUUUUUCUCUGUAAACAAUUUAUUCUUACUGUAUAGUACCAAGUGUGAUGUAUUUUCUCUCAAAGGAUGAUCAAGUUAUGAGAAUGUAGAUUCAUAUAUGUUUUUAAUUUUGUAUUACUUGGAAUACAAGUAUGUGGAGAACCAACUUUGAAAAUGAAGUUGUAAAAUAAGUCAUUCUAUCCAGGUACCUCCUACAGGGGCAUGAAUGGACACUGCUACCUGGAGUCUUGGGCACUUGCUUGACAGCUUAUGACUGGGCACUCAACAUUUUGUAGCUGUUAACUUGAUUUCGAUCCCUGGAAUAUACCCCAGCUUUACUUUCCCAAGGUGGGUUAUGCAAACAAAAUAACCAAGACAAAGUCAGCAUGGUGUGGGUCUUUAUCCACAAGGCUUUGAUUUCAUGUGAUUCAUUCUUAAGCUACCCAGAUUUGAAAUGUUCUCCAAUUUCAUGAACAGGUGCUAAUUAUAAGAAAAAACAAUAAGGAGUUAAGGGACAUUUUGGUCAUCUGGCUUCUUGUUCAAGUUCUGUGUUUCCUUUUUGCUGGAAGGUAACUUGAACUAUGUGAUCUUUAAUAUUAACAGAUAUUUUUAGUUGGACAGAAGACUGACCCAUGGGCUAUUUGUUCUUUUUUACCUCUCAUUGUAAAAGUAAAUCAAGCUCUUAUAUCCAUCUCUCUUUGCCCACUUGCAUCCUCCCUCAUCAAGAUGAAUGAGCAGAAUCAAUAUGCUUUACUAUCCAUCAGAACAGAUAUAAGGACAAUAUAUAUUUAUGCAAAGAUGAACUAUAUUGUCAGCAUUUACCAUUUUGCUGUUGUUACGUAAUGAAUUUUGGAAAGUGAUACUACCAAGGCUGUGGGCUAUCCAGAAGACUGAUCUGAGACUUAGAACAACUUAGACUUGAAUCACAACUGCAGUCAUGUCCUCAAGUGAGCCCUGGCCAUGUAUACUGAAGGCAUUAGGGUAUAUUUUUGUGAAACAGUUAGGGUUCAAGGAACAGACAUACUAAGGAGUUUAGCCUCAUUGGUCUUGCUUAAAUUUGUUUGAGAGAAGCUAGAGUAAUCGAAAUGUAUAGCUGUGCCAAAAAAAUCAGCUGUAGAAAGCAACUUAGUUGGCUUGGUGUCACACACAUACUUAUUUGAAGGGCAGAACCCAAAACUUGAGGUCAGUGAUGGUUCUUUCCACUACACCAUCUUGCCCAUGAUGGUUUCUUUUUAUUAUACUGUCUUGCCCCUGAUGUUUCUUUCCAUUACACCACCUUGGCUUGGUUGUCUUAUAAAGUGCAUGUUACCUGAGAAGUCACCCUGUGUUCACAGACCCAGCACAUUUCCAGCCAUUCUUUGCUUGGAAUCCUACUUCACUUUUGUCCAUGUCCAGUGAGCCUGGUCAAGCCAAUAACAGAAACCUUUUAUCAGUUAUCUCCUCUGUGCAGGGCAUUGCUUGACUCUGUGAAGAAUAGCAAGAUGGAUUCCCACAUCACCAAGACUCCUCAUAGUUUCUUAUGUAUCUUUUAAAGAACCUAUACCCAUUCCCUCACUUGCUGAAUAUUUAUGGAGCCCCUACUCAGUGCCUGGCCCUGGGAUCUAUACUAGUUGUAGAGUGGCAAAUAGAACAGCACAGAGCUCUGAUUUCAGGGCAUCUCCUUUUGCCUAGACUUUCUCUAGCCUCUUUUACAUACUUGGCCACUUUCCUGUUCCAUUCCACCCACCACCAAUGGAUUAAUCUUUGUGAAAAGCUCUUUGGCCCUGAUGGGGUGUGCAUUGCCUCAUGGUGAGGGGAUACUCUUAGGGUCUGGUGUUUUCACCUUUAUUUACCUUGUCUCCAUAGCUCCUGCAUGGAAGCCACCCAGUGCAGCCAGGUUGAGCCAUUUGCCAUCGCCUAAACAAGCCUCAUGUGCCCCACCUCUGUGCCUCUGCUUAUGCCAGUCCUCCCGAAAUGUCCUAUUCUCUGCUCCACUGGCCCAAGUCAUGCCCAUCUCUCAAGGUCUGACUUCAUCAGCUUCACAUGAAGACUUCCUAGCUGAUUAUAAUCUAUUUCUUUGAAAGUGAAGCACUCACCAUUUCCUUCCCUGAAGGUCACAUGGGAAAGACACUCAGACCAUGGGUCACAUACUAUUAAAUGGUGAUUUUUUUCACUUUUUGGGUGUCAGGAUCUCCACUGAUAAUCUAAUGAAAGUUCUAUACCCUAUUUCCAGAAAAACACAUAUAUGCAAAUAUAUAAAAUUUUACAUAUAAAUUGAGGAAAUUUAGAGACCUCCUGAAAUUAUCCAUGGUUCCUUAGGGGGUCAAUGGACCCCAGUUAAAAAGUCUUGUUCCAAGGAAUCUUUAAAUGUUAUCAUUGUGUUUGUUCUUGUUUUUAACAUAGCCAGAGAGAAGAAAAAUUGGUACAGGCUAUUCAGGCAAAAGUAAUCUCUAUUAUUACCCAUGUUCAGUGUCUCUUGAGUGACAGAAAAGAAGAAAGAAGUGUUAUCGUAGGUUAUUUGAAAAAAUACUGUUUUGGAGGUUUGGAGUUUUGAAAGUGACAGGAUUUUGUUGUUGUCGUUGUCAUUUAUCUUUUAACCAACCCUAAAAUUGUCAAAAUGAGUUCAGGGCCAAGUGCACUUCGUUUUAGCCCUGAAACCCACCACUUCUGCAUGGAUAGGAUGACCAGUCUGGGCUGAAGGUGGGAAAAAAAAGGCUGGAUUUUUCUUUACAGGAGAAAGAUCUGCACAAUCAGGUUUUCCUGUAUUCAUUCAUUCAUUCAUUCAUUCAACAAUUGUUGAGUGUAUUUUCAAUAAAAGGUGGGUGUCUUUUGUUGAUAGGGAACAACUCAGGUUAUUCCUAUUUCUUUCUUUCCUUUAUGUUUUUUACAGAGUAAAGUUAUUUUGUUGUUCCUGACUAUGACCCAGGAUCCUUUGUUUUCCUUUAUAUGCAGUGCUAUUUAAGUCAUACUAGAACUGACAAAAGUACACUCAAUGACAAAUACUUCCGAAGCUAAAUGCUGGGCUCUGGGAACCCAUCUUUAACAGGUCCAGGGAUAAAUUGCAUUUGACUGUGAAAUGCUUGACCUUUAUUUAGUUGCUCCCAGUGGUCCGGAUAUAACUUGGGAAGUUCAAAAGGAUCUUCUUGGUGGGGAGGAGGGUGAAGCCUCUUGCCUCUAAGACUCUUGCUAGUGUCAGGGGUAGAUGCAAACAUACGUGGGAUGCUUUCCUCAUCUGAAUUCCUCACCAGAAACUCAGAUUUUUGGUCCCUGUCUUUCCAAGAAUAUCUUAAGGAUAUUAAAGUUUUCUUAAAUGUUGAGAUUAGAUUGCUGGAACCAGCAACAUUAGUCUUGCCCGUUAGAGAUGAUUAUAGAGGGUACUGAAGCAUAGAUUUAAAAAAAUGGACUCAGUUGUUUUGGAGCUGACAGGGUGACCUCCUCAAACAUUCUGCUUUCGCCAAUGUUGGGAACUUGUCCCCAGACUUAGGCCCUCUAAAAAUCCUGCUGCUGGCUGGACCAUGACAAACUACGAUGCUCAAAUUUCAUGAGGAUAAUUGCCUUAAGUUGUCAAAUGGGUAGACAAAUAAAGGGGACCAUUGCAAUAAUAAAAUGAAUAACCUUAUAGAUAUGGUCUAGCAGUGCCAAACUGACCAUUUCAGUGGGAAAACAAGUCUUCUGGAGUAAAAGAUGGAUACAGUACUUUGUUUUUCUAUACACAAAUAAUUUUAGCAAUGAACUUAAUGGCCAUUAUGCAUUUUUGAAACAAUCCACUAACUGUAAAGCUAUAUAUAUAUAUGUAUCAUAAUCAAUUAACUUUUUGUAAGUUGUGUUACUAAAUGUGACUAAUUCACCUCCCACCCACCCCCAUUGGCAUGCAUUUAUUUUUGUUUUUAUUUGUGGCUCUGGAAUAGAGUAACUUUCAUUUAUUAGUAAUGCUUAAGCUUUUUUCCUUUUUUAGUACCUUUUUGUUUUUAGUUACCCCAUGACUUCUAAAAAAAUAAGAUCCAACUUCUGAAUUACCAUGUUAUUUAAUGGUGGCUAAACAUAUAGCAGAGGGAAUAUAAUUGUUCAGUGAGGGCUAAAAAAGAGAAAUGAUUUAAAUAUUUACUAUCUUCUUCCUCUUUAAAAAAUUGUUGAUGACUUUCCCCUUUCAUAUUUCAGAAUCAGAAAUGUUCUUUCAUAUUUGCUUCUCUUCUAUAAGACAUUAUAUUUGACUUAUUAAAAUAUAAACUAUGUCCAAAUGAUUGUAUUUUUACCUUUAAAAAUUAUAUCUGGGAUUUGUUUUUUGCAGAAAUAAGGCUGAAGACUUCUGCUUCAGUAGAGAUGACAUGUUUGUGUUACUGCUGUCAAAAUGAUUUUAUUGCAAGUAAUAAGCCUCGUGGGAUCAGAACAUGCUUAUUGUAAACACAUGUUUUUUCCCAGUGAUCUACAUCAUGCCAAUGUUUGACAGCUCAAAUGUUGAUGAGGGUGAUGGUUGGAAAAAUGAGGGUCUGAGUCCUCCAUUUGGGGUAUUAGAAUUUAACUGAGUAGGAGGAGAGAAGAAAACAGUAACAAAUGUGAGAGUUUCAAGCAACUAUGUGGUAUGGUUGUGGUAGAGAUGUAUCAGGCAAUUGAAAGUUUUCUAGGUGGUGGCAUCUUGCUAAAAUAAUAAAAAGCACAGGUUUAUGAGUAAAAAACAAAUGCAAUCUAUGUAGGGAAGGAUUUUCUGUGAAUAUACAAGUGGCCAGUCCAGGAAAUGUUGAAGUAACAUUUGUCUUUAUCUUAAUUUCUAUGCUUGUGUCCCCCAUUCCGCUUCUGAAGCCAGGCCUGGGACCUUAGAUAGCAGCCUAGAGGGUCUGGCCCUGAUAUGUUUACUCUUUUAAUUUUGGAAUUUCCUUCUGGUCUUUAAAAAGUGCUGCAUAUUAUCUUUCAUUUUAUAAAUAUAAAAUGUACACAGUAAUUUACAUUCUGUUUUAGAGAAGCCCUUUAAAUGUUUGGAGACAGCCCAGAUCAUCCCUAUUUAGGCAGUGGUCUCCAAACCUUUGUGCUUAUUCACCCAUCAGUAAAACUUUCUCAGCUUGCCCCUCCAUGUAUUUAUUUAUGAUAUACAUAUAUAUAUAUGUAUAUGUAUACACUGCUGUAUAUGUAUAUACUGUUGUACUGAUGUAAACAUUAAAAACCAUAGCAAACAUAGAAAUUUUAAAAGUAUAUUUUCUGGUCCACAAUGGAGUUUAGAGAAUGGGACAAGGGGUCUUUAGGGGUUAGCAUCCAGAUGGCUGUAAUUGAUUAGAAAAUGUGUAUAUACUAUUUGUGGCAAAGCACAUAUAAAAUAGUCAUGGACACAUGAUUUUAAUUCAAGGUAUUUAAUUAUUUUUACCUAAAAAGGCAUUUUUGGUUGGGGAAGAAAAGGAUGAACAAUUCGGUGUCACCUUUAAGACUGCUCUUUUUAAUUCUGCUUUUGGGACCAUUUGAUCUAGAAUGUCUUGAAAAUUCCAGAAAGAUUUAACAACACACUGAUUUAAGCAAAACAAAGAAAAAGAAAGUAGGGGUGGGGUGGUACCCCAAUAAUGCAAAUACGGGAUGUGUUGUCUGAGAAUUUCAGCAUCAAUCUGAAAAACAUGUUUUGAUAAUGCCUGGUAAUUCGUCAUCUCACUGAUUACAUGUCUUUUUUUCUAUUUGUUUAUAACCUUGUGUCUUCAAAUGUGGCAGAUGUACAGACUUAUUUUCAGAUAUCUGAGAUAGGAAGGGCCAAUGUUGGCAUAAUUUGAACCCGCAUUUCAGCUGCUUGGGGCUGAUGGGCAGAAACCACCUGGAAACACCUGCAUGAUCUGUUUUGCAAACACGAUGAUUAGCAUCUUGCUGAAUGAUUACCCCAGUAUGAAGGUGGCAUUUCAGUGUUUAUUUCUGGACCUAUGAGUUACUUUAGCAGAGUUAUUAGUAGUUUAUGAAGCCAUAUUUAAAACUUGUACACUUGAUUGUAAGAUAGAUUUGAAUUGUGCACUAUGUUGAUUACUGUAUAUAAAUGUGGAAAAUCUGUAUAUUUGGUCUUAAUGCUGUAUGUAUUUGAUGUGUAAAUGAUAACUAAUGGAUAUGAAA
Molecule: messenger RNA, 9799 nt
Organism: Callithrix jacchus (white-tufted-ear marmoset)
Lineage: Eukaryota; Metazoa; Chordata; Mammalia; Primates; Cebidae
Gene: FAXC
Product: failed axon connections homolog, metaxin like GST domain containing
Cellular component (GO): cytoplasm
Source: RefSeq, a predicted model, not a curated record